This is a messenger RNA of Mytilus trossulus (common blue mussel), 3966 nucleotides long. RefSeq lists its product as uncharacterized. The record is from RefSeq and is a predicted model, not a curated record. The transcript has 5 exons. The coding region runs from base 286 to 3966 and encodes 1226 amino acids. Lineage: Eukaryota; Metazoa; Mollusca; Bivalvia; Mytilida; Mytilidae. Gene Ontology annotation, molecular function: protein binding.
CACAACACAGUGUCACUCUUUAAAAGAUCCAUUGAAAAUUUGCAUGAAAAUAAUUUUUGCCUAAAAGAUUUAUCAUUGUGAUUUAGUAUACAUUAUAUUUAAAUUAACAAAAUAGAUCAGAUUAUUUAGUGAUUUACUCCAUAAGAGGCACAACAGCCAAGAUUUGUGCCAGCUUGAAAGCCAUGUUUUGUCAUGUAACUUGUACAUGAUUGUGACCGUUUUAAUUGCAAUAUUCUGCUUGAUAGUAAAAUUUUCAUAAUUUGAAAGAAUAAAGAAGACAUUACUAUGGCAUCUCUUUCUGUAGAGGAAGAAAACUAUGUUAGAAUGAGUUUGUUAUUAACAGGAGUUUCUCCUCGUGCAGCUAGAACUUUCUUUGAUAGUGAGUUUGCUCCAGCAUGUUUAGAGGCUACAAUAAAGAAAGAAUAUAACAAAUUGCAUGAAUUGAGGAAGACGCACAUUAUCAACCAAUCACAGUGGAACCUUCUGUUUACAAAAUCUCCUGAUGUUCCAGAUUCUAAAUUGUUCGAUGUGACUUUAAUGAUAUUAUUACUGAGGAAUUUGACUUCCAUGAACCCUCCUCUUUGUGGAUUUGACAAAUUACCAUUUGUCUCGGAAACUACACAAGCUGCAGAUUUAGCAAGAAUAAAAUAUUACAGGAAUAAACUAGCUCAUCUACAGGAUUGCAAAGUAGACACUGCAUUCUUUACCACAGCAUGGACUGAUAUAACUUGUGCCAUACAUAGAUUGGGUGGACAGCAAAUGGAGCAAGAAUGUGGUAAUAUAAAAACCAUGCCGCUAGAUCAAACCAAUCAAGAAAUAAUUAUGGACAUAAAAAGGUCUAAUGAGGAAAUUAAAGGGCUGAAGAAAUCAUUCAGAGGUCUGAAACGCUCACAACUUCAUAUGCGUAGAUCCAAUGAAUCGCAACAAGAAACCAAUAAAAAAGUAAAACUGGCCUAUACAUUGUUACAGAAAGAGCAGAAAGAGGUAAAGAAAUCCCAUGAAUUAUUACAAGAGGACCACAAAAAGAUUAAGGAAUCCAAUGAAUUUAUAAAGGAAGGUCAUAUUAAAGUGACAAAAGACAUUGAAAUAUUGAAGACCUAUCAGGAAGAUACAGUACCAUGGAAUAUCAGAGCAAGAAUUGAGAAAUUACUUAAAACCUGGAAGGAAAAUGACCAGAUGUUUAUUAAGACUAGAGCUGCCGAUCAUGUACUCAAAUGUAUAAAAGAAAACAACUGUGUAACUAUUAUUGCUAGUUCUGGUGUAGGGAAGACAGCAACACUCCGACACGUGGCUAUACAAAUGAUAGGAGAAGGAUACGAUGUACUUAUGGUGACAGAACCAGUUGACAUUGUUAACUACAACAAUCCAAAAAAGAAAACACUGUUCGUUUUUGAUGAUUUAUGUGGCAACUAUUCUGUUGACCAAAGUGACAUAAAAAAAUGGGACCCCGUCAUGGAGACUAUAACUAAUAUUCUUGACGAAAAACGAACAAAAAUACUGGCAGCAUGUCGGUUACAAGUGUACCAAGAUGAAAAGUUUAAAUCUUUAUCAGUUUUCAAGUCAUGUGUGUGUAACCUGUUAUCAGAUAACAUGCGUUUGUCAAAAACCGAAAAACAAUCUUUAUCAGAGUUAUAUCUUAAGGCAAAAGCAUCGGAGAUUACAGCCUACUAUGAUUUACAUGAUUGUUUUCCUCUUUUAUGUAAAUUGUACAAUGAUAAUCCGAAACGUGAUGUCACAGAUUUCUUCAAGAAUCCAUUUACAGUUUAUAAAGCAGAGGUUGAUAAGUUUUUCGAAAAAGGGUAUCACGCUAAAUACUGUGUCUUGGCUUUAUGUGUCAUGUUUAACAACAAGUUUCAGGAAGAAAUAUUGACAAAAGAGGUGAAUGAAGAAACCAGGGCUAUUAUUGAGAACACAUUUGAGGCAUGUAGAUUAGACAGGGGAACAUCAAGACUUGUAUUACAGGAUGAACUUAACUGCCUUACACAUACAUUUAUAAUCAAAGAAGAAAAAGUUUACAAGACUAUACAUGAUAAACUAUUUGAUUUUCUGGCCUACUUCUUUGGACAGAAAAUGACCAGUUACUUAAUAAAAAAUGCAGACUCCGGGUUGAUCAAGGAAAGAUUUUUAUUAGAAAGAAAUGAUAACAUGAAUCAGUUUAUUACUAUAAUACCAACCAAUUAUCAUGAAAUGUACAUACAGAGAAUGAUUGAUGACUGGUCAAAGGGGAAAGUACAAGAUGUAUUUAGUAAUAUUAAUAUGGAGAUACCUCGGUUCAGACAAAAGUUUUGUGGCUAUUUACUUAAACUGGAUAAAUCUUACCAAUGCCGACUGGCACAUACCAGUGAUUUUCGUUCACUUCGUUCAAAAACUCUUUUCCAAUGGCAUGACGAUAACGAUGGUGAUUGGUAUGAUACUGCUUUAUUACACUGUUGUUACUUAGGAGAUAUUUCUUUAGUCAAGUGGUGUUGCACAAAUGGUGUUGAUGUAAAUAGGUGUUCCUAUAUUUCCCAGUCACCUGUAAUUAUUGCGUGUGAAUAUGGUCAUACAGAACUAGUCAAGAUGUUGUUAGACGGAGGUGCAGACUGUAAUAAAUGUGACGAAUUGGGUCGGUCACCUCUAAUGAAGGCUUGUGAACAUGGUCAUAUAGAAAUAAUGAAGAUGCUAUUAGACAAAGGAGCAGACUGUAAUAAAUGUGACAAAUGGGGUCGGUCACCUGUAAUGAAGGCUUGUGAACAUGGUCAUAUAGAAAUAAUGAAGAUGUUAUUAGACAAAGGAGCAGACUGUAAUAAAUGUGACGAAUUGGGUGGGUCACCUCUAAUGAAGGCUUGUGAACAUGGUCAUAUAGAAAUAAUGAAGACGUUAUUAGACAAAGGAGCAGACUGUAAUAAAUGUUACGAAUUGGGUCGGUCACCCUUAAUGGUGGCUUGUGAACUUGGUCAGAUAGAAAUAGUUAAUAUGUUGUUAGAAAGAGGUGCAGACUGUAAUAAAUGUGACAAAUUUGGUCGGUCACCUCUAAUGGUGGCUUGUGAACAAGGUCAGAUAGAAAUAGCUAAUAUGUUGUUAGAAAGAGGUGCAGACUGUAAUAAAUGUGACAAAUUGGGUCGGUCACCUCUAUUGGUGGCUUGUUAUUGUGGUCAUACAGAACUAGUCAAGAUAUUAUUAGAAAGAGGUGCAGACUGUAAUAAAUGUGACGAAGAUGGUCUGUCACCUCUAUUGGUGGCUUGUAAACAUGGUCAUAUAGAUAUAGUUAAAAUGUUGUUAGAAAGAGGUGCAGACUGUAAUAAAUGUGACAAAUUGGGUCGGUCACCUCUAAUGGUGGCUUGUUAUUGUGGUCAUACAGAACUAGUCAAGAUAUUAUUAGAAAGAGGUGCAGACUGUAAUAAAUGUGACGAAGAUGGUCUGUCACCUCUAUUGAUGGCUUGUGAACAAGGUCAGAUAGAAAUAGCUAAUAUGUUGUUAGAAAGAGGAGCAGACUGUAAUAAAUGUGACAAAUUGGGUCGGUCACCUCUAAUGGUGGCUUGUUAUUGUGGUCAUACAGAACUAGUCAAGAUAUUAUUAGAAAGAGGUGCAGACUGUUAUAAAUGUGACGAAUUGGGUCAGUCACCUCUAUUGGUGGCUUGUGAACAAGGUCAUAUAGAAAUAAUGAAGAUGUUAUUAGACAAAGGAGCAGACUGUAAUAAAUGUGACUGGUUGGGUAAGUCACCUCUAAUGAUGGCUUGUAAACUUGGUCAUAUAGAAAUAAUGAAGAUGUUAUUAGACAAAGGAGCACACUGUAAUAAAUGUGACUGGUUGGGUAAGUCACCUCUAAUGAAGGCUUGUAAACUUGGUCAUAUAGAAAUAGUGAAAAUGUUGUUAGAAAGAGGUGCAGACUGUAAUAAAUGUAACAAUGAGGGUCUGUCACCUCUAAUGAUAGCUAAAAAACAUGGUCAUACAGAAAUUGUAAAAAUGUUGUGUCAGGUUGACUAG